Molecule: messenger RNA, 1094 nt
Organism: Equus quagga
Lineage: Eukaryota; Metazoa; Chordata; Mammalia; Perissodactyla; Equidae
Gene: PPA2
Product: inorganic pyrophosphatase 2
Exons: 11
Coding region: 49-957 (302 amino acids)
Biological process (GO): phosphate-containing compound metabolic process
Cellular component (GO): cytoplasm
Molecular function (GO): magnesium ion binding; inorganic diphosphate phosphatase activity
Source: RefSeq, a predicted model, not a curated record
CCCGCCGCCCGCCCCCCGGGCCCCGCGCUCCGGGCCCCGCGCCGCGCCAUGGCCGGGUACGGCACGGAGGAGCGCGGCCGGCCCGGCGAGCCCGGCUACCGCCUCUUCUUCAAGGACGCUGCCGGCCAGUACGUCUCCCCCUUCCACGAUAUCCCUCUGAAGGUGGACUCCACAGAGAAUUUGUUUAAUAUGGUUGUCGAAGUGCCUCGCUGGACAAAUGCGAAGAUGGAGAUUGCCACGGAGGAGCCGUUGAACCCCAUUAAACAGGAUUUGAAGGAUGGCAAGCCGCGCUUCGUGGCGAAUAUCUUUCCUCACAAGGGUUAUAUAUGGAAUUACGGCGCCCUCCCUCAGACUUGGGAAGAUCCCCAUCGGAAAGAGAAGAGCACGGACUGCUGUGGAGACAAUGAUCCUAUUGAUGUUUGUGAAAUAGGCUCAAAGGUUCUUUCUCGUGGAGAGGUUAUUCGUGUGAAGAUCCUUGGAAUUUUGGCUCUUAUUGAUCAGAGUGAAACAGAUUGGAAAUUAAUUGCUAUCAAUGUGAAUGAUCCUGAAGCCUCAAAGUUUCAUGAUAUUGACGAUGUUAAGAAGUACAAACCAGGUUACUUGGAAGCUACGCUUAAUUGGUUUCGAUUUUAUAAGGUGCCAGAAGGAAAACCAGAAAACCGCUUUGCUUUCAAUGGAGAAUUCAAAGACAAGGCGUUUGCUCUUGGAGUUAUUAAGUCUACUCAUGAGUGUUGGAGAGCGUUGCUCAUGAAGAAGUGUGAUGGAGGGGCUAUCAACUGCACGAACGUGCAGCUCUGUGACAGCCCUUUCCGCUGCACCCAAGAGGAGGCAAGGUCGUUAGUGGAAUCGAUGUCGUCUUCAGUGAACAAGGACGGAGAGGAGGACGGUAGAGCAAAUGUGGCACUUCCUGGACAAGUGAUGGGCCGUGUGCAGUCUGCCAUCUGGAUGCCAGGCUAGGGGCUCUGGACUCUGCUCCCCAGUGCUGCACACGGGCAGCCUGCUCCAUGAGAAUCUGCUGACUUCCUGUCGAACCUUCAUUUCGUCCCAAACUAUUUGAGAUAUGCAAUGUAUAAAUAAACACUGAAACCUCUGAA